This is a messenger RNA of Prionailurus viverrinus (fishing cat), 957 nucleotides long. RefSeq names its product solute carrier family 28 member 1 (gene SLC28A1). Gene Ontology annotation, biological process: cytidine transport; nucleoside transmembrane transport; pyrimidine nucleobase transport. The transcript is spliced from 9 exons. The record is from RefSeq and is a predicted model, not a curated record. The annotation marks the transcript as partial. Gene Ontology annotation, molecular function: pyrimidine- and adenosine-specific:sodium symporter activity. NCBI's taxonomy places the organism in Eukaryota, Metazoa, Chordata, Mammalia, Carnivora, Felidae. Gene Ontology annotation, cellular component: membrane.
AUGGAGGGCAACAGCCCGAAAGGAAGAGAGUUCAUCUCUCUCACACCUGUGGCCAAUGGUCUGGAGAACAUGGGGGCCGAGCUCUUGGAAAGUCUGGAGGAAGGCCGGACCCCUGGCAACGACUCAAGCCGUGCGGAGGGUGGGGACAUCUGGACCGAGGCCAGCCCGGAGCCCCUGUCAGGACAGAAGAGCCUGCAGCCUGCUCUGAGGGCCAGACGCUUCUGCCGGGAGCACACACAGCUGUUUCGAUGGAUCUGCACGGGCCUGCUCUGUACUGCGUUCGCUGCCUUCCUGCUGGUCGCCGGCCUCCUGGAUUUCCAGAGGGCCCUGGCACUGUUCGUCCUCACCGGUGUGGUCCUCGCCUUCCUGGCCCACAGCCUGCUGAAGAGGCUGCUGGGGCCCAAACUGCUGAGGUGUUUCAAGCCUCUGGGGCAUUGCCGCCUGAACGUCUGGUUUGAGAGGACUCUGGCCCUCGCUGCUUUCCUGGGCCUGGUCUCGUGGCUGGUUCUGGACACCUGCCAGCGACCCGAGCAGCUAGUGUCCUUUGCAGGAAUCUGCGUGUUCAUCUGCCUCCUCUUCGCCUGCUCAAAGCAUCACCGCACAGUAUCCUGGAGGACUGUGUCCUGGGGCCUCGGACUACAGUUUGCACUUGGACUCUUCGUCAUCAGAACAGAGCCAGGAUUUAUUGCAUUCCAGUGGAUGGGCAACCAGAUCCAGAUCUUCCUGAGCUACACGGACGCGGGCUCCAGCUUCGUGUUUGGGGAGGCCAUGGUCAAGGGAGUCUUUGCCUUUCAGGUUCUGCCCAUCGUUAUCUUCUUCAGCUGUGUCAUGUCGGUUCUCUACUAUGUGGGCCUCAUGCAGUGGGUGAUCCAGAAGAUCAGCUGGCUGAUGCAGGCCACCAUGGGCACCAUGGCCACUGAGACCCUGAGUGUGGCUGGAAACAUCUUUGUGAGCCAG